Molecule: messenger RNA, 2099 nt
Organism: Fopius arisanus
Lineage: Eukaryota; Metazoa; Arthropoda; Insecta; Hymenoptera; Braconidae
Gene: Mob4
Product: MOB kinase activator 4
Exons: 3
Coding region: 348-1085 (245 amino acids)
Cellular component (GO): cytoplasm
Source: RefSeq, a predicted model, not a curated record
AAAAUACGAAGUACAAUUAUAUUUUUAAAAGUGAAUGAGUGGAUAAACAAAUAAAAAUGUGGUGCAGCAUGCUGAGAAAUGCUUUGGAGGUGUUGGAAGGUGAAAAAUAAAUAAAAAGGGAGAAAAAUGAUUGGGGAUUUUGUUUUAUCCCUAGAAAAGUGGAUAAAUGGUGAGAUUGUUGAGUGAAGGUGGUCACAUGUUAGAGUUGUAAACCACUAGAGGCAGUAGCAGCGGUACGAGAAUAUGAGAUGAUACAUAGAGGAUAGAGGGCAUAGAGGCAGAGGGUAGAGCAUUCAUGCGCAGAGAAUCGUAAAGGCCGACUGACGAGGAUAAAUUGUUGGAAUAAUAUGCUGGACACAUCUAGUCGCCCAAGUGCAUCAAGUGAAACACCGGACACGAACGAAGAAACAACUGAUAAAAUGAAGAUGGCGGAUGGUUCAGCUAUAUUGAGGAGAAACAGGCCAGGAACGAAGGCUAAGGACUUCUGCAGAUGGCCGGACGAGCCCUUUGAGGAGAUGGACAGUACUCUGGCAGUACAGCAGUAUAUCCAACAAAUGAUUCGACGAGAUCCAACAAAUAUAGAUUUAAUUUUAACUAUGCCAGAGGCACAGGACGAGGGUGUAUGGAAAUAUGAACACCUAAGGCAAUUUUGUAUGGAAUUGAAUGGUUUAGCUGUUAGACUACAGGAUGAUUGUGAUCCCCAGUCUUGUACACAAAUGACUGCCACUGAGCAGUGGAUAUUCUUGUGCGCUGCACAUAAAACACCUAAAGAAUGCCCAGCAAUCGAUUAUACAAGGCAUACACUGGAUGGUGCUGCCUGUUUAUUAAACAGUAAUAAAUAUUUUCCAAGCAGAGUUAGCAUCAAGGAGUCAUCCGUUGCUAAACUAGGAUCAGUUUGUCGAAGGGUCUAUCGAAUUUUUUCACAUGCUUAUUUUCAUCAUCUGACGAUAUUCGAUCCUUUUGAACAUGAAACCUAUCUUUGUCGAAGGUUUACAGCAUUUGUAACAAAAUACAAACUCAUGUCUAAAGACAAUCUGAUAGUUCCAAUAUCGAAAGAUGACAGUGCAACCGAAAGCGAGGCGUAAAUCAACUUAUGAAAAAUCACCAAGUCAUUCAAUUUCCGCACGAGAAAUUUACUCUGAAAAAUGGAAUUUUUCACCCUCGGACAUAAAUUCAUCACCAAUCAUUAAUUCAUCUAUAACUAAAAAUAUUAUAAGUCACGUAAUGUUCAAAAAUUAUUGGAGAAACAUUCGUAUCGAUUAGUUUUUCUCUUUAGGAAAAUUACACCAUUCACCGUACCCAAUCGAGAGUUUAAUUCACAUUAAAUAUUCAUUAGCUUUUUUCCAUUCUACUCAUUUAUUUUUUAGCAGAGGAAAGCAAGAUGAUUGAUAUACAUAAAAGAUUCGACGAUUAAUUAUUGUGAUUAUGAUAGAAUUUCCAUGAAAAAUUGAAUAAAAGUUUUCAAAUGUCAUUAUUUAGCCCAUUAGAAUUAAAUGUUGUGAGACGCUAAUAUUUAUACAGUAUUCAUCACUUCCUAAAGAACGAAAAAGUGUUAGAGUAAAAGCUAGGCAUUUUUCUCUCUUUGUCGCCAAUUAGAACUCUCCGAUUACUAGUUAUAGUUUUUUAAGGGGAAAAGAAAUCAAAUAAUAUUAUCUAAAAAUAUAAUAUAAGAUUACAGUGUUUGAUUCAAUUAAAAUCGAUGAAUAAAAUCCCUUCGAAUGACUAGAAUUUCAAAAAUGAAAAUAUUCGAUUAAUUAAAAAAGAAGAGUUCAAUCAAUUGGAAGUAAUCAUUGGCAUUUAAAAAAUAAUAAAUUAUUGUUUUUGAAGAUAAUAAAGGGUGGGAAAAAGAAAUUAUUAAAAAAUCAUAAAUAUAAUUCGCUUUUUAUCUCGAAACCUAAUUAUGUGGUGAAAUAGGAAAGAGGAGAAUGGCUUUUUCACAUUUUUUUGUAUAAAAAUUUUAAAAAUCUGAGAUUCAGUGUUAUAAAAUAAUAAACAUCAUGGUCACUGCCACUUCAAUGUGCACUGAAAUUCAUUAUUUACUGGAGAAAAAACAAUAACAACAAUUCAAGCAUAAUUCCAUCAUAACUUUCAAUUGUAAA